This is a messenger RNA of Megalobrama amblycephala (Wuchang bream), 551 nucleotides long. It is a transcript of the gene pclaf, whose product is annotated as PCNA clamp associated factor. The transcript is spliced from 4 exons. Lineage: Eukaryota; Metazoa; Chordata; Actinopteri; Cypriniformes; Xenocyprididae. Gene Ontology annotation, molecular function: chromatin binding. Gene Ontology annotation, cellular component: nucleus. The record is from RefSeq and is a predicted model, not a curated record. The coding region runs from base 88 to 438 and encodes 116 amino acids. Gene Ontology annotation, biological process: translesion synthesis; regulation of cell cycle.
UUCGGCUUCUCUUUUAAAAAGAAGGCGGGAGUCGCGAGCUUUAUUUCGUCAGUCAGCGCGUCGGGCGGGCGGCAUCAGAAGAGCGCGAUGGUGCGAACUAAAGCCGAUAGCGUCCCCGGAUCCUACAGGAAAGCUGUUGCAGCUUCCGCGCCCCGGAAGUCACUCGGCGCGUCCGGAUCCAUGAACUCGCAGAGCGGCGGCGCGCAAUCGGGCACGCCUGCCAAGAGCAAGUACGCCGGAGGGAAUCCCGUGUGUCCGCGUCCCACUCCGACAUGGCAGAAGGGGAUCGGGGAUUUCUUCGGCGGUCCCAGCCGGAAGCCAGAGAAGGAGAACCUUCAUCCCGCGUCCGAUGACGAGGAGGCGGGCGGCAGCGGCGUGACUAAAGCGCCCAGGAAGUCCAGACCGAUCAUUGACGACGAUGAGGAGGAGGAUGAAUAAUUUCACGAUUUUCAUGUUUCAUUGGCGCAGUUUUUAGUGUACAUCUGUAAAUACUUUUAUUGGAAUUGUUUGGUUCAUUUUGUACAGAAGUUAAAUAAAAUGAAUUUUUCAGA